AUGGGAAACACUCAAGGGAAACCUACACCACCAGGGAGAAGGAGGGCUCAGAAACAAGAUGCUAAAUACAGUCCAGGAGAGGUGACUGGCACACCAUCAAGGUCUGAUAGAAGAACUGUGUAUCAACAUGAGGAAAGUACGGAGGGAGUCGUCCAGGAUCAGAGAUCUCUAUCAGUAUCUCUCCACUCUACCAGUACACAGAUCUCAACUUCUCAGCUACUGACACGUCAACAAUCUGUUAAUGCACAAGCAGCUGUAGAUUGCAGUUUAAAGGAUGUGGGUUAUGAAAUGACCUCAGGAACCCUAAACUUUUACUUACUAGCACGUCUUUUGCUGGAUGUUUGCAGUGAUGCUUUGAGGGACCUCCUGCGAUGCAAGAUAGGUGGAGGAGAGGGAAUACUUACCAAAGCAAUUUACCAAAGCAGAGACAGACUGAAUCAUCUUAGCAGCAGCCAGAAAAAUUUAAUCAUGCCUCCAGACAACAAACUUGUGCAAUAUGAUACUCUUGACUUUACGUUGCUGUACACAAUUUUUCGAAAUGUGUGUCGUAACAAGAUAGAGUCAGAUGCAAGAAAGUGGGGUAAACCCCCACUUGAUGGUGAUAGCAGCCUCCUUGCUGCCCUUGAAAGAAUUCGGCUAUGUAGAAAUAAUUGUUUUGCACAUGCCACAUCUGCAAGGGUAGAUGAUAUAGAAUUCAAGAAGAUAUGGGAACAAGUUGAAAAAUCAUUGCAGAAAAUAGAUGAAAAUUUGGAACCAGCAAUUGUUUCUAUUUGCUACUUAGAUGAAAUGAAGAAAUUAAAAGAAAAUCCAAUUAUAGAUCCUAAGACUAAACCCCUUCUGCAACAGUUGGCUGAAAAAGAGAAACAGUUGAUGGAAAGUUAUGAAAUGUCAGCAGAGACUGAUCGCCUUCUAGAAGAUUUAAUUGGCAUUAGAAAGAAGUACAAGAAGAAUAUUUGUGCAUUCAAAUCACAGUUGUCAGUACAUUCCUACAGACUAAAGGAUCCAAAUAUUGGUCAAACAGAACACUAUUUGAAAGAAUGUAAGAUGGAAAACGAAUUUUAUGUGAAAACAAGUUUAUUCUGUGAGACAGAAAAGUUUCUAAAAAAAUAUAAUUGUGUCAUAAUUGUUGGAAAACCAGGAACAGGAAAAACGGGGAUUGCAACACAGUUAAUGUUCAAAUAUUGCGAUGAAUUUGUUGUUCGCAAAUUGGAUAGUCCUACCGAUUUUCAGAUGUUAGUCGAUCCAACAAUGAAAUCUUUUAUUUUCAUUGAUAACAUAUUUGAUUGCACUGAUGUAACUUUAAAAGACUGGUGGAAAAAGUUUGAUUACAUAGAAAAGUUUGUGUGUUCAAAAUGUGUCAACCAGAAAGUCGUUAAGAGUGAUAAUGCCAGUGAGGACACUGAAGCAGAGGUUCCAGAAUUCAUAACAUAUGUAGUCAUGACCACUAGACCACAUUUGCUUGAAGCAGCAAAAGAUAGAAUGGAUAAAACUCACUCUUUGCUGGAAAAAUAUGUUUUAGAUAUUGAUUCAGAACAGUUUAGUCUAAGUGCUAGGGAAAAACGAAAUAUAUUGGAAGCUAAAUUUAAGUAUGCAAGCCAAGUAAAAAAUAUCAAGGAAGAAGAAUUUUCAAAAGAAGAUUGGACAAGUAUUUUUGAAUCCUGUCCUCCAUUUGGGUUUCCUUUAUGUGCCCAUUUAUUUGCAUGUGACGAAAGAUACAGGAAAGAUGGAACAAAAUUUUUCUCAAAUCCUCACCAGUAUAUGCUUGAUGGACUGAAGGAUGUUCUUAAUAUUCAACGUUCAAGACGCAGAGAGGCACUUUUUAUUCUAAUGCUGGUUUGUGAUAUGAAGAAUACGAAUGUGGCUUAUGACGAUGAGGAUGAAUGUUGGAAAGUCCUUAGUGAUUUGGGACUUACAGAUAUUGAUGAAUUAUCUUUAAAAAAGAAAGAUGUUAAAGAUCUGCCACAAGCUGCAUCAGAUCUUGAAGAGACGUAUUUGAGAGAAUGCAGUACACAAGGGUAUAUAUUUAUUCACCCAAGUGUACGAGAAGCUGUAGAAAAUUACUUUAUUCAAAAAUACACACAAAAAGCUAUCGAAAUACUUCCUAUGCAUGUUCUGUCUAGAAAGUUGUUUGCAGAAUGUUGCUCUGAUGAACAUGCACCUUUGAUGAACCUACUUUCAGAACAAAGAUUGGCUAAACGACUAGUAAAAGAAAUUAAUGAGGGGAAUAUUUGUGAAGUUUGCAAAUUCCCUGGACUGAAAAACAAGAACUUUUCGGGUGUAUUUUUGAGUGAAAUUACACAAAAUGCAGAAACUGUUAAAAAUGUAAUGAGUGUUAAGGAUACUUGUGGAUUUCCUUUUAUGUAUUGGUUCACAGCAUAUGCACUUCUUGACACAGUUCUUCAGCUAUUAAAACAUGAAAUACUGGAGGAAGCAUUAACAGAAUCAGAAAUUUUAAUGCAGUAUGGAUAUUCUCUAAUUGCAUCAUGUGCCUCAGAAAAAAAGAUUAAAAUUACUGGAUUUAUUUUAGAAAAGUAUUCAGGCAAGGGUAUCCAAAAUUUCUAUGGAGAUGAGAACUCCUCCUCAUUAGGAGAACAGUCAAACCAGGGUUUUAUAUAUCCUCUUUCAGAAGCACUAAGAGCAAGAAAUGAAGAAGCUAUACAACUCCUGAUGGAAAAAGAAGCAUGUUUUCCAUCCUCAACAUGGAAAGGAUGGCCUUUUCUACAUGCUUGUCACAAUGAACCAAAAAUAUGUUGCUCAGAAUUUCUUGAGGCUGUUCUUUCUUUUGACAGAAACGAAAGCCUGUUUGAAAGUAAUGAAGAAAAGGGUGCCUUGAAGUAUGAUCAAAUUAGAGGAACAGAAGAGACAUUUCUCGAAAGUAUAGUGUCAAAAGUUGAGAAGUCCAUAAGGCUGCAUCAGGAAUCAUGCCAAAGGAUUUUAUUAUAUUUAGUUCAAAUUCCUGAUUUGGAAAUAUCAGAUGGUAUUAUACAUGCUUUUUGUUCAAUACCUGAAAUCAAGCACUACUCAGAAAAGGAACGAUUAAAUCCAUUAAACUUUGUUGAUGACAAUGGAAAUACCAUUCUUCAUCUUCUUUUAAAUUACCAAAAGAAUCAACCAACCAUGGCAGGGAACUAUGACGAUAUUGCCCAACCUGAGGAUGAUACAGAAAAAGAAGACAGAGAUGAAACGUUACCUAUGCUUCCAGAGGAAGUAACUGGUGAAUAUCAACGUGAUGUUGUCUUUGAGCGAAUGGAAGAGAAAAGUGUUCACUUACGGACAAUACGGAGAUUUUACAAAAAAGGUGCAGACAUUAAUAUGAAAAAUAAGAUGGGAGAGACACCACUAAUAAUUGAAAUCAGCAAAUUUUGUCCAUCAAUAGAUGUUGUGAAAAGCUUGUUACAUUAUCAAGCAAAUCCCAAUGCUCAGGAUAUUUAUGGAAGAACUUGUUUACAUACGCUUCUUCUCCAAAAUUAUGAGAAAAACAUACAAGUAGAGAAGUUUCUUGCUCUUCUAAUAAAAUCGGGGGCAGAUGUUAACAUGGUUGAUAAAUUUGGCAAUAGUCCUAUUUUGUUAGAGUUGAAGAGACAGAGGCCAAGGAAAGUUAUUUUAAAUCAGCUUAUAGAUGCACAAAUAGACAUGAGAAUAGCAGACAGUAAUGGAAAAACGGCACUACGUGUUGCAUUAUCAGCCUCCUACGAGAAUGACAUAAUGAAAAAAGAAAUUGUUAAAAUCCUAUUAAAAUCGAAAUCUGUGGACGUGCUUUCCCGUAAUAAAACUGGGAUUUCUGCUUUUAGAUUUGCUUUGGAGGAUUCGAAUAUCGAAGAUAAUAUUUUAAUACAGAUUGCUCUCCACGACUCGUGUUGUUUUCCUCUCCAUGAAUGCAUAAAAGAAGAUGUCGAGGAAACCAUUAAAAUUGAAGGUAUUACACAAUUGCUUUCGACUGGUAAUGACAAGCUUCAAAUUUCUGCAAAAGAUCCGGAUGAUCGGACCCUUUUGAUUACUGCUGCUCAAGCUUGUCCACAUAUGCAUAAACUUUUUGACUUUUUGUUGUCGAGAGAUGUGCCUAUAAAUUCAAAGGACUCUUAUGGAAAAAGUGCUUUGUUUUACUUGAUGGAAUCCGAUGCUGAAUUUAGCGCACGUGAGGCCUCGUUCAACUUGCUUUUGGCAAAACGACCUUUGGUUAAUGAUGAAAUAGAGAAUUUUGAAUCACACUCACCUUUAUUGAAAGCAAUGCAAUCUAUGGUUUGUAGAUCAUUUUUGUUUGACCCAAUGGAAUUUCCAUCUGAAGCCAUGGCAAACAAAAUUACAACAGAGGAGUCCCCAAAGAAACAUGUAUCAAGAAUAGGUGGACUUUUUCCUGAUCGAGUGUCAGAUCUGAAAAUUGAAGUUGUCCAGAGAAUGCUUGAUAUUUGUACUGCGGACCUUAAUUUCUCAGUGGAUGAAAAGCAUCGUACUUACCUUCAUUAUUGUGCGAGCUCUCGUUUAGCAGAUAAACAAACACUUGCCAUCUGCAAACGCCUUGUUGAACUUGGUGUUGAUGUUGAUCAAAAAGAUAAAGAUGGGCUCACCUGCAUCGAUAUGGCAUUUAAAUUCUAUGAAAAGAAAUUUGACACUCUUGUUUUCUUAAUGGAAAAAAGUACACAUUUACAGGAUUUGGACAUAGAUAAAUUAUUGGAACAUUUGGCAGAUAAUGCUAAUUUAUAUGAGAAAUUGGUUCAGUAUCUGAUAGAAAACAUAUUUGAAUUAAAUAAGCCAAAGCGAAACUUGUUUCAUUAUUUGGCUUCAAUUGGUUAUUAUGCCAAAGACCAACCAAAAGUGGAGCGCGAAGCAGUGUUUGAUAAACUUCAAGAAAACUUCCCAGCAAAUGAAAAAAAUAAAGACGGGCAAAUUCCGUUGCAUACUGCAAUUGAAAGUAAUACAAGUGUGUCCUGUAUUCGAAGCUUUGUGCGGAUAAGUAUAUCGUAUCUUGACGAGCGGGACUUUGAGGGAAACACAGCUUUACACUUGGUUUUGAAGUCGGACAGAGAGGAUGUUGACGUACUUACAAUAGUGAAAAAGAUGCUUAAGUUUAAAGUUGAUAUCAAUGCUCAAAACGACUUGGAUAGAACACCUCUAAUGAUAGCUGUAAGAUGCGACAAGGAUAGGACAAGUACAAUAAAAGAACUUCUCAAUCACAAAGAACGACCAGAUUUGUUAUUGCGUGACCGUGCCGAAUUUUCAAUUCUUCAUCAUUGCAUAGACACGCCAAAGGAUGAUUUCACUGCCCAUUGUAUUCUGUCUAUUUUUCUAGAUUCAGGUCUGUCACUUCCAAUAAAAUCAAAAACACUUAAAGGAUUAACUGCCCUUAAUUAUGCCGCAAAAUAUGUCCAUUUUAGUCGCAUAUUGUGUAUAAUAAAGAUGCUUCAGACCAAAGGCUGCUCAACUGAAGCUGUUGAUAAAAAGGGACAAUCGCCUCUCUAUAAUUCAGCGACUAAUCUCAAAGGAGUAAAUCCUUUAAUUGUUCUAGAAAGAUUACUGCGUGCAUAUAUUUUUUUGAUUCAUGGAGAUUCGGAUAUGAAAACAAACAACGGAGACAGUGUGUCUUCUGUGUGUGAAAAAUUCGAUUACAUAUCUCUUCAGGAUCUUUUAGACAUUGACAUCAUGGAUUCUGAUAAAGCAUACGAUAUAAUAAAACGAGCCUGGAUUACUGUUUCAAGUGGACAGUUUCCUAAGAACAACUAUGAACAUCUUUUCAAAUUCAAAGAUGAAAAAAUAAAGUCAUUGAUUUUGGAUUCACUGCCAUAUUUGUCCCAUCGUAUGUUAGACAAUUUAAAAAAUGAGGAACCGUUAGUGGAUGAUACCUGUCUCUCAAGUGUACCUGACCUUGAACAUGCCCUGUCUCAGCAAUAAUGGUGUGACUUAAUGGACAUCUUCAGAAUAACUUGCGUUGAUCUGGAUAAAAUUAUGUACACUGUAUGAGACAAAAUAAGAAAAGGAAAUGCAAUAUUGACGUUGAAUUAACCAAAAAAAAUCUUUCUUUUACAUUUUGUUAAUUUUUUGAAUUUUUUUUUUUUUUUUUUUGAAAGGCAGCCAUUUAAUGUUGUUGAUGAAAUCAUUACUUUUAUGAUAUAUAUUUUUUUCAUGUUUAUUGUGGAUAUCUGAAUUUAAUCGCUCAUGUUAUUAAGUGUAACUGUCAGUCACUGCCAAUACGUAAUGAAAUAGUCUAUGAAAUACCUCCUAUGGAUUGCUGAAAUAUAAGUCAUUUUUAUAUUAAAGAAAAUGUUUUGGAUACGACCACAAUGACAACUAACCAUAUUUUCUAUGUCUACAUUCAAACAUGAAUAGGAAUACAUAGCAGGGAACCAUACUAGAAGUACAUUUCCGUAAUAUGAAGCAAGCUUUACUGAAAGUAAAACUGCAGAAACUCGUUUCCCUCAAUCACACUUUAUAUGUGAAACCUUGCACUUUUUUGUCAAAUGAUCUGACAUUAAGUGUAAAAAUACAAUUGAAUGUAGAUAUGAUAACUUAUCUUGAUUAUUUACCGGGUAUUCUAUUUUAUGUUCACUUGAUGAAUCUUUGACUUAUAUAUGAUGAUCCUUGAAGUAAAAUAGUUGAUAACAGUUGCAGCAAAGAAAACUUUAAAAUGCAAAGAAUUAAAAGAAAAUGAAGGUACCGAUGUGUGAAGAUUAUUAUAAUGAAAAUAAAUUGCACAUUUUUAAAAGGAAGCUUUUUGAAACUACGAGUAUUUUAAUGGUGAAACAUUUCCUUACAACAUAAGAGGUUCUGUGUCCACAGACGUCAGUCGGCACACAACCCUCAACAUGGAAAUGGAUGCAGCGAAGAAAAUCUUGCUCAGAAUUUAAACAGACUGCCAAUUACACCGUCUUUUGUGAUGUGUAUUUUUAUCUAUCUUUGUAAAUAGGCCUACUCAGAUUUCAACCCUGUGUCCAGGAUAAAAUGUGUACGAGGGUCUUUCCUCCCUAUUAAUUUUAGCUGCAUAUAUGUUGCUAACAAAUAAUAUACGUAUACAAUGUAUGUACUUCAUUAACUUGUUGUUUGUAAACUUUGUUUAAAAUGACUUAAAUAAAA
Messenger RNA from Saccostrea echinata, 7065 nucleotides. RefSeq lists its product as uncharacterized. The transcript is spliced from 6 exons. The record is from RefSeq and is a predicted model, not a curated record. The coding region runs from base 1 to 5886 and encodes 1961 amino acids. Lineage: Eukaryota; Metazoa; Mollusca; Bivalvia; Ostreida; Ostreidae. Gene Ontology annotation, molecular function: protein binding.